This is a messenger RNA of Mycotypha africana, 2277 nucleotides long. RefSeq names its product ribonucleoside-diphosphate reductase large chain. The transcript is spliced from 2 exons. Gene Ontology annotation, biological process: DNA replication; deoxyribonucleotide biosynthetic process. The coding region runs from base 1 to 2277 and encodes 758 amino acids. The record is from RefSeq and is a predicted model, not a curated record. Lineage: Eukaryota; Fungi; Mucoromycota; Mucoromycetes; Mucorales; Mycotyphaceae. Gene Ontology annotation, cellular component: ribonucleoside-diphosphate reductase complex. Gene Ontology annotation, molecular function: ribonucleoside-diphosphate reductase activity, thioredoxin disulfide as acceptor; ATP binding.
AUGAACUAUGUAGAUCCGGUUGCUGUCACUCAAAAAGUUAUUUCUGGUGUUUAUCCAGGGGUCACUACCGUCGAAUUAGAUAAUUUGGCUGCGGAGACAGCAGCCUAUAUGACCACAACUCAUCCUGAUUAUGCUAUCUUAGCGGCUCGUAUUGCCAUUUCCAAUCUUCAUAAGGAAACUAAAAAAGUCUUCUCUCAAGUUGUUGAAGACCUAUACACAUAUGUCAACCCAAAAACAAACAAGCACUCUCCAAUGGUAGCGGAGGAUUUUUACAAGACUGUUCUGGCCAAUGCCGAUCGGUUGAACUCUGCCAUCAUUUAUGAUCGUGAUUUCAACUAUAACUUCUUUGGUUUUAAGACUUUAGAGCGCUCCUACUUGCUUAAGAUCAAUGGUAAAGUUGCGGAGCGACCUCAGCAUUUGAUUAUGCGAGUGGCUGUUGGUAUACACAAGGAAGAUAUCGAUGCUGCAAUCGAAACCUACAAUUUAAUGUCUGAGCGUUAUUUUACACAUGCCAGCCCGACUCUCUUUAAUGCCGGCACUCCCCGUCCUCAAUUGUCCUCUUGCUUCUUACUGACUAUGAAAGAAGAUUCAAUUGAAGGCAUUUAUGAGACAUUGAAAAUUUGCGCUCAAAUCUCCAAGACUGCCGGUGGUAUUGGUCUGAACAUCCAUAAUAUUCGCGCAAGUGGUUCUUAUAUUGCUGGUACCAACGGAUACUCCAACGGCUUAUUGCCAAUGUUGCGUGUUUUCAAUAAUACGGCUCGCUAUGUAGACCAAGGAGGCAAUAAGCGUCCCGGUGCCUUUGCUAUGUACCUUGAACCAUGGCAUGCUGAUGUUUUCACCUUUUUGGACUUGCGUAAAAACGUUGGUAAAGAUGAGAUCAGAGCCCGCGAUCUUUUUUAUGCUCUCUGGAUACCCGAUUUAUUUAUGGAACGUGUACGUGAUAAUGGUGAAUGGUCUUUAUUCUGCCCUAAUGAAGCUCCUGGUCUCUGUGAGGUUUGGGGCGAAGAGUUCAACGCACUGUAUGAAAAAUAUGAACGUGAAGGUAGAGCAAGAGAAACGAUCAAAGCACAAAAACUUUGGUACGCUAUUUUAGAAGCCCAAACCGAAACUGGAAACCCUUUUAUGCUUUAUAAGGAUGCAUGUAAUAGAAAGAGCAAUCAACAAAAUCUCGGCACCAUCAAAUGUAGCAAUCUUUGUACAGAAAUUGUCGAGUAUUCGAGUCCUGAUGAAGUUGCUGUAUGUAAUUUAGCUUCUAUUGCGCUUCCUACUUUUGUUAAUAACCGCGAAACAUACGAUUUUCAACGACUUCACGACGUAACCAAAGUUAUCACUAGAAACCUGAACAAAAUCAUUGAUAUCAAUUAUUAUCCGGUUAUUGAAGCUGAACGCUCAAAUAAGAGACAUCGUCCCAUUGGUCUCGGUGUACAAGGCUUAGCAGAUACUUUUAUGUUGAUGAAGUACGCCUUUGACUCACCUGAAGCUAAACAAUUGAAUACGCAAAUAUUUGAAACCAUCUAUCAUGCUGCACUAGAGGCCUCUAAUGAACUGGCUAAGGAACUAGGACAUUACGAAACUUAUCCUGGCAGUCCUGCAUCAAAAGGAAUCUUACAAUAUGACAUGUGGAAUGUUACUCCCUCUUCACUCUGGGAUUGGACAGCUCUGAAGGAGAAAAUUGCUCAGUAUGGUCUUCGCAACUCUCUUUUGCUUGCCCCAAUGCCUACUGCCUCCACAUCUCAAAUCCUAGGUUUCAACGAAUGUUUUGAGCCCUAUACAUCUAAUUUAUAUACCCGUCGCGUACUUGCUGGUGAGUUCCAAAUUGUUAACCCUUGGCUACUGAAAGAUUUGGUUGAAAUGGGUUUAUGGAAUGAAAAUGUGAAGAAUAUGAUUAUGCAAGAUAAUGGCUCCAUCCAAAGGAUUCCUGAUAUUCCACAAAACCUCAGGAGUAUUUACAAGACUGUCUGGGAAAUAAGUCAGCGUACAUUAAUUGAUAUGGCAGCAGAUCGUGGUGCUUUCAUAGACCAGAGUCAAAGUUUGAACAUUUUUAUUGCCGAACCCAAUUUUGGCAAGCUGACAAGUAUGCAUUUCUACGGUUGGCAAAAGGGUCUCAAAACUGGUAUGUAUUAUCUGCGUACAAGACCUGCUGUGGAUGCUAUUAAGUUCACUGUUGAUCAACUUUCUUUACGUGAAUACCGUAAAAAGAAGACUACAGAGGAAAAUGAAGCCGAUAUGGUUUGCUCCAUUGAUAACAAGGAUGCUUGUGUCAGUUGCAGUGGCUAA